Phanerochaete carnosa HHB-10118-sp is the source of this 297-nucleotide messenger RNA. RefSeq lists its product as uncharacterized. The transcript has a single exon. The record is from RefSeq and is a predicted model, not a curated record. Lineage: Eukaryota; Fungi; Basidiomycota; Agaricomycetes; Polyporales; Phanerochaetaceae. The annotation marks the transcript as partial.
CUGACAAAAUGUGCUCCUUUGAACAUCUUCAAGCAGAAUAGUUCGCUCGGUGUCAUAGGCAAUCGAAUCGCAAGUUAUUGGCAAAUUGGCAAACAAUGAGGAUGGCUCUCAGGCGACAGCGUACGAGGAAGUCUGCAGUGAGCGCGGGCGUCCAGAUUGAAAUGGAACAAGAGGCAGCUUCGCUCCGCUACGCGAUUAAUGUUCUCUCGGAGACUAUUUGCGUGACUGCUGUAUUCGUGGCUGGUGUCUUCGUGGUUGGACUCCACUUGGCUACCAGUUGCAGCAUUCCUAUGGUAA